GGAGCGGGCCUGUAAACAUCUGCCACCACUUGGUAAUUUUUCUGAUACGGGCCCGAGAAUGAACGACGAGGAAAUUAUAAAGCAGCGUCUACUGAUUGACGGAGAUGGAACGGGCGAAGACCGACGCCUAAAUGUGUUGCUUAAGCAUUUUCUGAAGUGGGCCAACUCUAAGAACGACUCGCCGGAGACCAGCCAGGUUAUGUACGACAGGUUAAUGGCCCAGUUUGCACAGUGCAAGCUGACAGCGAUGAAAAACGUACAAACGCUUCAGAUGAUCAAUGCAGAAAGGGACAACUACAGUCGGUUAGUGGAGCAGCACGAGGAGAGCAUAGUCCUAGCCCGGGAUGAAAUAGAGGCUAGCAAGAAGGAACUUAUUACCGCUAAACAGAUAAGGAAGAACAAAAUGGAAUAUGAUCUUCUGGCCGAGCUCAUCGAAAACCAACCCGACAGGAAUGGCACCCAGGGUCAGAUCGAGACUAUUCGGCGGGAGAUCGACGACUUAGUGCAAAAGAAGUUGAAGAUGGAGCGAAAGUUCCAAAAGCGGCGUAAUGAUUUCACCUUGCUUAUGUACACCAUCCACGAGCUGGAGCAGCAGCUGGAGCAGGACAACAGCUCUUCCUCGGCUUCGUCGACGGUUAGUGAAAGCGAUACCCGUUCAGGGCACGAUUUGGACGACAACGGAAUCAUGGAGGUGAGCGACGAAGAUGAUGAUCUCAACAACAGCGGCCCCACCAAGUUCGAUGGUGCUCGUGGGGAGCAAAAGUAUCCAUCUGUAUCCACGGAGGACUCUAAAGCAAUGUCCGUUGAGGAGGAUACUGUGUUGGAACUUAGCAUUGAUAAAGAUGAGCACGACGUGGAUGUAGCUGUAGCUAGUUAGGGUCUUAGAAUUCCCGUCACUUUAAUUAAAAUAAAUGCGAAAAUAAUAUAUUCCUUAUAGCAUCUGUCAAUUUUAUCGUAUUCUGCAAACUAUGUAUAAUAAAAACUGAUAAAACUUCCAAAA
Molecule: messenger RNA, 1000 nt
Organism: Drosophila bipectinata
Lineage: Eukaryota; Metazoa; Arthropoda; Insecta; Diptera; Drosophilidae
Gene: thoc7
Product: THO complex 7
Biological process (GO): mRNA processing
Cellular component (GO): THO complex part of transcription export complex
Source: RefSeq, a predicted model, not a curated record